UCGGAGUGGUUUUAUCGGAGAAUCCGCGGCGGAGACCGUGGCGAGAGAGGGAGACCGACGUCAUUUCCUCACUCGGCCUCCUGCAAACGCCGAAUUUCUUCUCGGAGGCGAACUCCCAGCAACUGAACCGAAGCGUACACAGCAACCCUUGACCCCGGCCAUCCGAGCCUUUCCAGCGCACACGCAACAGUCCCGCGCAACAGUCCCUGUGCUUCUUUGCACGCAGCACAAUUUGAGCGCCAUUAAGGUUCAUUGUAUCGCCGGUAAAUUAUUCUGCGCAAUUGCAGUGAAAAAGGAGGGAGUUCAUCGACCGUGUUGGGCUUUGCCUGCUUUUGCAAGAUGAGAGCGUCCCUGAUCUCGGGCUCCGCUCGCGCAGCCGCGGACCUCUGCGCCGCCUGCCGGAGAGAGGCGGUCACGGCCCUGACAGCCCGGAGCGCGGCGGCUGGAGCUGCGGCGACGUGGCCUUCGCGACGGACCCUCCGGACAGCUGCGUCGUCGCACAUCCAAAGUACUGCAGCCGCCGCCGCCGCCGCUCGGCGCUGGGGUUCAACAGCAUCCCAGUCCCGGGACAGCGUCUCAACCGACUCGGCCUCCGCCGCCCCAGCCUCCGGCGAGUCCCCUUCGCCCUCCUCCUCGAUCCCGCUCUACUACGCCCUCUUCCCGGAAACCCUCCCGCACGGCCCCCCGCCGGCCGGCAAGUUCGACAUCGACCUCCGCGCCCUCCGCCGCGAGUUCCUCCGCCUGCAGGCCGCCUCGCAUCCGGACUUCCACCACCACGCCGCCGAGGAGGCGGCGGCGGCGGCGGCGGAAGCGGCCCCAGGCGAUGACUCCUCCUCCUCCUCCGCCCAACACUCGAACGCGAACAACAACAAAUCCGCCGCCCGCCUCCGCGCCGAGGCGCACUCGGCGCUGCUCAACACGGCCUACCGCACGCUGUGCAGCCCGCUGUUGCGCGCGCAGUACCUGCUGCAGACACGGCACGGCGUGGACCUGGCGGGCGACGAGACGGGCAGCGCGAGCGCCAGCGCCAGCGCCGGCGCCGGCGGCGCGUCCGAAAGGAACGACGCGGCGCUGCUGGCCGAGGUGCUGGAGGCGCGCGAGGCCAUCGAGGAGGCCGAGUGCGAGGCCGAUCUGGAGGAGGUGCGCGCCGCCAACGAGCGGCGCGUGCGCGAGUGCGAGCAGAAGCUCGGCGCCGCGCUCGAGGCCGACGACGUCCCCGCCGCCGUGGAGCAGGCGGUCCGGUUGCGCUAUUGGGUUAAUAUCCGGGAGGGCAUCGACGAGUGGGAGAGGGGCAAGCCUGUUGUUUUGCAGCAUUGAAUUCACUGAUUGGGUUCGAUAGGGGGGGAAUCGUUGGAUUGGGUGAGUUACGGGUGAACAGGGUGUGUGAAUGGUUGCGUGCGCGGGAAAGGGGCUGUCUGGUUUGGAAUGGGAAUCUCGGAAGAUAGACGGUUUGGGCUGCUGCUUCGCAGGCGGUGGCCCGCGGCGGGCCCUAGCGAA
Molecule: messenger RNA, 1497 nt
Organism: Thermothielavioides terrestris NRRL 8126
Lineage: Eukaryota; Fungi; Ascomycota; Sordariomycetes; Sordariales; Chaetomiaceae
Exons: 1
Coding region: 340-1317 (325 amino acids)
Biological process (GO): [2Fe-2S] cluster assembly; protein complex oligomerization
Cellular component (GO): mitochondrion
Molecular function (GO): ATPase activator activity; protein-folding chaperone binding
Source: RefSeq, a predicted model, not a curated record